AUGUCUACGCCGACCAACCCCUCGAAUGGGCGCACACAGACGGGGCCUCAUGGAGCUCCCCCCAUGCGAAUGCGUCGCCCUAAAGCUGCCGACCCCUUGGUUCGCCCAAAGAGAAGGCCAGUGAGACCAGUAGGAGCUGCUCCAGCAGGAGUUAUUCCGCCGGGCACCACAGCUACCAAGACUCUUCCCUCGCGACCUAUGAUUCCCAACACCUUACCGGUAUCGCAGCCACUGGAGCGGCCUCGACUAGCCGCUGUAAGAGAUGAUCACGCCGUGAAUGGAUUCAGCGGCCCCCUUCUUUCCGAGAAAUAUGUCGACUAUCCGGUGGUGACGACGAAACGAGCCCUGCGCGAGGGACUGAAGAACCACAUCGCUCGCUUUGCCGCCAAGCGAGUUGUCGACCCACGCGAUGAAUCCCAAUUCACGCGACCCGUCAGGCUGCAGCGUCGAGACCCACGCCCCCGAAAUCAGGAUCACAAUGCGGAAAGAAUGGUAGGUCCCGAUGGGCAACAACUUGAUGAGGCAGAGCGAGAAGCUCUCGACGCCAAGAGAGCUGCACGGGAGAAGGAGCGCGCCGAAAACCUCGCACAGAUCGCCCCUUCGGUCGGAUCAACCGCGAAGCGACCAAAUGCCCCGAAGCAAAAAACACAACAAGUUUUCAAGUCUGAUAUGACCCCCGAGGAGAUUGCGAGAGCCCGGAUCAAAUAUGAGGAGGCGCUACCUUGGCACCUUGAGGACUUUGACAAUCGUAAUAUCUGGGUGGGUAACUACGAAGCUGCUCUAUCGGAGACCCAUGCAGUGUUCGUCCUUGAUAACGGCAAGAUGCGCAUGAUUCCCGCUGAAAAGUGGUACAAAUUCAGCGCCAAGAGUCAUUUUAAGGCCCUGACGAUUGAAGAAGCAGAAAAAUUUAUGGCGAAGCGGGUGAAGGAUCCGCGAUGGUUCAUGGAAAAACAAGAAGAGGUGGCACAGCAGAAGGAGUUAGAAAAAUUUGCUAAAUCGCGGAAGGUCUACGCCGGAAAGCAGGGUGUUCUGGCCGGACGAGAGGGCCUCGAAGCCAGUGAGAUGGAUUUUGAAGAAGACCGCUUCGCAGACGACGAGGAACAUGAUGAUCUUUUCAAUGAACAAGAUGAAGACACCAAGGCUGCUGAAAAACGAAUCAAAGAUGACCAACUCAAGGCGAACGUCUUUGACCUUAAGGAAGAAAAGGAUUAUGAAGAGGAAGAACAGCGAGAAAAGCGAGAACGUGAAGCCCGUCACAAGCUUGGGAAAAAGAUGCGCAAAGCUCUGAAGAAGAGAGAAAGGAAUUUUGACUACAGCAGUGGUUCAGACGCUAACCCAUAUAGCGAAGAGGAGAGCUCCGACGACAGUGAAACCGAACGGUUGAAGGAGGAGGAACGGAAAGCCGAGGAGGAAAAGAAGGAGAAAGAGAAAGAAUUGGGUGCAUCGUUACCCAAAGGAGCCACUACGCCGUCCGGUCGUCCGAAGCAUACCGACCCUCUCAAGAAAUCCACCGCAUCUCGCAAGCGACUCGGCUCGCCUGGUGGCUCCGAUGCUAGUGGCACCGAUACUUCCCGAAAGAAGGUCAAGAACAAGCAUUCGUCUGCUCACCAGACACCACAGCCUACCUCAAGGCCAAUUUCGCCCUCUGGUGUGCAAGCUGGCAAGAAACGAGUCCGCAAUAUCCCCAUGGGGGGUUCUGGUUCUGGCAGCGAUAUUGAUGCUGCAUCUGGUGCUGAGAUGAGCGAGAGUGGCAAAUCCAAGAAACUGAAGCUCAAUCCGCCUUCCGGUGGCUCUCGGGGGGCCACGCCGCAGGGAUCCCGGGCAGCUAGCCCUAUUGCAGGCAAUCAAAGCUUCUCUGGAAGCCGCGCUAGCAGCCCCGACGGAGGACGUUCGACACCCGGGCCAGUUGGAAACAUAUCCUUCCCAACACCUGCAGAGAUUCAUGCAUCUAUCCCGGCAACGGGUAUUACCACCGUUGAACUUCUUCGGAUUUUCCGCCCCCGUAUCGGCGAUAACAAGGAAAUCCACCGUCGCUUCAUUGGCAUCGUCAAAGAUGUCAGUGUUUACGGCAAAGACGACCGAUUGCUUCGACCUGGUCCUUGGAAGGGGACAUAA
Penicillium verhagenii is the source of this 2115-nucleotide messenger RNA. Its product is annotated as transcription factor IIF subunit TFG1. The coding region runs from base 1 to 2115 and encodes 704 amino acids. NCBI's taxonomy places the organism in Eukaryota, Fungi, Ascomycota, Eurotiomycetes, Eurotiales, Aspergillaceae. Gene Ontology annotation, biological process: transcription initiation at RNA polymerase II promoter; positive regulation of transcription elongation by RNA polymerase II. The record is from RefSeq and is a predicted model, not a curated record. Gene Ontology annotation, cellular component: transcription factor TFIIF complex; nucleus. The transcript has 4 exons. Gene Ontology annotation, molecular function: TFIIF-class transcription factor complex binding; RNA polymerase II general transcription initiation factor activity; DNA binding.